GUUUGAAGUGUUCAAUUUUCAUCAUACGAGUUUGACAAGUUCUGGAUAUUAUGGGGUCAAUGUGUAUUUAAGUAAAGAGAGCUCAGAACCCAGGAACACAGGAACCCACGUCAGCAUCAUUGACAAGAGCACCAAGAAGACGCUUGGGAGACGCACGGCGUGGUUGAGAGUCUUCGGUUUCUACAUCUUCUUUCUCUGUUUCUUUUUCUGUUUGUACGUCUGAAUCGUCUGAAUGUAGUGACCGUACAAAAACGCACAAACUCGUUGCUAGACUUCCACGUUGGAGAGGGAACCUUACGAUGUGGAAAGUGACAUUUUGACGCAAUCGCCAGGUCCCGAACUGAAGAUCUUAGUUGAUGUUUGUUAUCAGACUGAGUUUAUGAGUUUAUGUGUGUAGGAUUCAAGCUCCGACGUUACACACAUUCCUUCCUUAUUUAGUUAAUGCAAGUGUUCUCUCGCUUGGUGGUGUCAAAUCACACUUCAGUCUAGAGUGCCAUGUCGCCUAGAAAGAACGGAAAGAAAGGCGCUUCUUCGCCUGUGCCUCCUAAGAACGGUGUCGAGACAUCCCAAGAUGCCACGCCCGACCGCCCCACCACGCCCAGUUUGAGCGAUGCGAAGCUUCAAUUGUGUGAACCCGCGCCCUUUGAUGAUGAGGAAAGGGCUCAAGCUGAGCGCGAUCUCUGCGACUAUAACAUCAAAAUCACGAUCAAGAUGGCCCAGGAUGGGACGGCACCGCGGAAAAUCCGAGUCUACGCUGACGGAAUCUACGACCUGUUUCAUCAAGGACACGCCCGACAACUACUCCAAGUGAAGAGAUUGUUUCCACAAUCGUCCGUGUAUCUGUUGGUGGGCUGUUGCAAUGACAAACUCACUCGGGAGCGAAAAGGCGAGACGGUCAUGGAUGAAAACGAACGCUACGAGGCCAUCAGACAUUGCCGUUAUGUCGAUGAGGUGGUGAAAAACGCCCCUUGGUCUUUGGAUGACGAGUACCUGACCAAGCACAAGAUCGACUUCGUGGCUCACGACGAGCUUCCCUACACCACAGGGUCAGGCGUGGACGUGUACAAGGACCUAAAGGAAAAGGGAAUGUUUGUCGCCACUCAAAGAACUGAGGGUGUGUCCACGUCUGAUAUCGUGACCCGAAUCGUGCGCAAUUAUGACCAAUUCGUGAAGCGAAAUCUGGCUCGUGGAUAUUCAACCAAGGACCUCAAUGUGUCCUUCAUCCGAGGCAAAAAGCUCCAGUUUCAGAAUAAGGUGGAAGCCAUGAGUAGUCAAACGAAGAGCUACAUCGAAAAAAAGCGGGAUCAAAUCCAACAUACUUGGGAGGACAAAAGCAAAGAGUUGCUCGGGUCUUUUUUGAAAAUCUUCGGGGGCAACGACUGGCACCUUGAUAAUUUGUGGAAUCGAAGCAAACGGCGCCUUGCCCAAGUUCUUUAUUCUCCUGAAAACAGUGAGGAUGAAGAUGACGAUGAAGAUGACGAAAUUCUGGGUGCGCCUUCCACGAGCAAUGCGGCUCUGACCCGCUCUAAGAGGCGAUCUUCAACCUUGAUGAGAUCCCCACCCAAGAAGGCCAGGCAUUCAUAACCAGAACUCUCUGCCAACUAUACAUCACAGAUGUAAUAGAACACCACCAAACAACGCCAUUUACGUUUGUUUCCCCGUCAUUUGAUAUCAAAAUAUUGCCAGCCUUGAUGUUCAAUGGUCAAAUUCUUUAUGACAAUAGGAUAUUUCAUAAAUUCUGAACAACAAUUGGUGCUCCUCUACCAAACCAAAUUUGCUUCUUAAUUUACAUUAGAGCAAGGCUAAUCCAUUGUGUCUUCCUGGAACAAAAUCAGAGUUAACUGAUCAAUAAAGACUUUUGUUUCUAGAA
Tigriopus californicus is the source of this 1870-nucleotide messenger RNA. RefSeq names its product choline-phosphate cytidylyltransferase B-like (gene Pcyt2). The transcript is spliced from 3 exons. Bases 496 to 1584 code for a protein of 362 amino acids. The record is from RefSeq and is a predicted model, not a curated record. Lineage: Eukaryota; Metazoa; Arthropoda; Copepoda; Harpacticoida; Harpacticidae. Gene Ontology annotation, biological process: CDP-choline pathway. Gene Ontology annotation, molecular function: phosphatidylcholine binding; choline-phosphate cytidylyltransferase activity.